GCCCACAAGAUUGGUGGUUAAUGGUGGUGGAGCUUGAUAAGCAAUGGAAUCAUGAAUGUGUUGACGUUUUUUUUGGCCUUUUUGGCUUCUUUCUUGUCGUUUAGUCGUUUUCUUCUUUUCUUCUGGGGAUGAGAGUUUUGCAGGAAACGCACAUUGAUUUAGAAAGAUUCCCUGCUUUUAAGCAUAGAAUUUUGGCUCUGAAUUUAGCAAUUUUCUUUUAUGUUUUCGAUACAUCGUUUUCUUCUUUUUUCCUCUGUUAGUUUCUCCAUUUUCUAUUGAAAUCUCGGAGAUCGUGGGCAGUUAUGCUCCACACUUUUUUCCACGCAUAACCGUCAAAGCUCCGCUGAACUCUGUUUUUGGUUUCUUUUCUUUUUGGACUGUGAAUUUUCUCAAAAUCCGCCUUUCUCCCCGGAUUCCACAAUCUGUUCUUCUUCCAGGUUUUUACUUAUUUUGGAUUUUGGAUAUCUCUAUGAAUUUACUUGUAUGGUUUAUGAAUUCAAUUUUUGAUUCAUUAGCAUACUCUAAUUCCCGGCGAAGUCCCUGAUUCCGGCAGUGGCGCAGAGUCCCUGAUUGCUGUGGCUGGUCCACUUGGGUUCCUUGUACGUGUUUGUUGUUGUUUGCAAAGAAAUAAACAAUUUGAAUAAUCGAACUGUGGUUCUGGCACUUUUGAAAUCUGGAUUUCUUAAAAGGAUUCUUGUUCAUGUGGGUAUGGGAGAUGGUGAAGUCAUCAUCAUUGACUUGCUUUUGUGUAUUUACCUGUCUUCCCGAAUAAACAAUUAGUACCCCAGUUGUAUUUUUAAUCAUUACCAGUACAGUACUCAUGAUUUGUGUUGCAACUUUUUUGCAUCUUCAUUAAACUUAAGAUGGGCUGGUCUUCAGACACCAUACAAAAUUUUUAAGUUAAUUUGAUAAAAUAUUCUUCUGUUUUUGAGUCUUAGUGGAUUUAGUUUGAUAAUGUGCUACACACUGCUAAUUAAUAUAGGUUAAGUGCAUAGGUUAAUUAAGUCCUUCCUAAGUUUGCUAAAGAGGCAGUUAACUUCUGAAAUUUAAGCAGGAAGAGGUUUAAUUAGCAAGAAAUCUUUCUCAAUUAGCCAACCGAACUCGGGAUGUGAUCAUCGACGUACUAGUUUUGAUGUGUGCAUCUGAAUGUGGCAUACAUAGAUGUGGAUAGUUUAGAAACGGAAAACUAAUGUGACAUACUAGAAAUGGUAAUGAUUUUUCUUCAAAAACUGGAUUUCUCUUUGUUUUAAAUCAUACUGUGUAAUGAGAUCCCCUGUCCCAAUGUGUGGUAGGUGGGUUAGCCCACUGCUACUAUUUCAUUUCUUCUUAUAUUGCCCUGUAGUUCAUUCCUGCUUUAAGAUUUGCAAGUCCUGCCAUUAUUUCGUCUUCCUCAAUUUUAUGCUUGAUUUAUUGACUAAAAUGUAGUGUUGGUUUAGUUGAAAGCUAUGGAAGUGAUAGAUUUUAGGUUAAAAUGAUACUAAAGUACUAUAUGGAUUACUUUAAACAAGUGUUUCUGCUUAGGUAAGAUAAAGUGAUGCUGAACGAUAAUCCUUCUUGACUGAUGGAUCACAUGCUGGGAACUAACUUCGUGCGAUGAAUUGGACUCCAAAUUUAUUUUAUACUCUUGAAUAAAAAUGCCAAGUAAUAGCAUAGGCUUUCCAGUAACAGGGUUGACUAUGCAAGUUGUCACUCACUUCUGAUGCCUCUCCUUUGUUCUAGCAGUUUUGAGUAAAGAAAAUUUAAAAUUUACUCUGUACAUAAUCAUGAAUUCUCAGGGUUUGUCUUUCGCAUCUUGGAGAUUGGAUUUUAUCUUUGCAGAGCAUUUCUUUACACCAUAAUGUGUAGUGAAAUUGAACUGUUUCCUGCCCCAAACUUCCCCUGGGGCCUUUCUAAUUGUACUGAUAUGCCUGUUUCCUACUGCUUGCUAAGUUGGCUAAGCCAUUGGGAGGGUUGCUUUAGGCUAAUAAGCUUCAGAAAACAAAAUGAUGGGGAUCACUUGUAAGGUCUUGAAUUGGUUUUCAGUAGUUACUGUAUGGCUAUAUAAGGUAGUUCCAUGAGAUCUGGCUUUUACUUCAUCAUGGGUGUAGAUUCUUGCAUGCAUUCCUUAAGUGACCUGUUGAUGACUAAAGGUUGUUCAUCUUAACAGGUUUUCACCGCUUCUAUUUGAAAUGUUGAAAGGGUGAAACACAAAGCAUGAAAGAGGUUGAGAGGAAGAAAGUUUUGAAAAACAAUCCGAAAAAGUUUUCUGGGAAACCUGAGAAACGAGAUCACAAUCUCCAGAAUAGGAGCAACAGAAAAGCCUUAAAAGCAGAAGAUACUAAGGUAAAAGUUUCACAUGCUAAAAAAGGUGAUUCUGUUACAGUUGUAAGUGACUCCAACACGGGGUCAGAGUCCUCAGAAGUUUAUGAAAACAUGGUUAUUGACUAUUCGGAUGAAGUUCAGAAAUCCGAGGAAGCAUCUUCCGAUAUGGAGAAGCUUUCAUUGUCCGAGAAAGAGGUCAAUGCUAAAUCAAGUGAUCUUUCACAUGAUGUUAAGAAUGAACCAGCAGAAGAGAUGGGGGAAGAGACCGAUACCGAUACAAACACUGAUUCACAUUCAUCUCAAGGAGAUCUGGCAGCAGCUGAUGAUGAGAAGGUAGAAAAAGCUGCCAGGGUUAUUAGGACUCCAAAAAGUGAUUCAUCUGCUGGUAAUUCUCAGUCUGAAAGAAUAAAAACUGAUCAGAAGAACAAUAUGAAUUGGACAAAAGCAUCAAAAAGUACUCCCAAGAAAAACACAAGUCCUGACGAAGAUCCUUCUAAAGGGGCUGGAAGAGACGUGUCUGAUGGUUUGAAGAAUAUGAAAGUGCAUCCAAAACCUAUGUCAGAUAAUUCAGAAGUUGUUGAUAAACCGAUUAUGGAGGCAAAGGGAAAAGAUGAUCCGGAUGAAACUUCAAUUGGUGCUGAUAACGUAGAAAGUGAUGAUGACGUAGUCUCUGAGGGAAAUUAUGAGAGAGAAGGCAAUGCAGUUGCUGAUCAAAAGAUUCAGGAACUGGAAUCAAGGAUUGACAAAUUAGAAGAAGAGCUGAGGGAAGUAGCGGCUUUGGAAGUUGCACUCUAUUCGGUGGUACCUGAGCAUGGUAGCUCUGCACAUAAGGUGCAUACCCCUGCUAGGCGGUUGUGUAGGCUCUACAUUCAUGCUUGUAAACAUUGGUCCCUUGAUAAGCGAGCUACAGUUGCUAGAAACACUGUCUCAGGUCUCAUUUUAAUUGCCAAGUCUUGUGGGCACGAUGUCCCAAGACUAUCAUUUUGGCUCUCAAACACAGUUGUUUUGAGAGAAAUUAUCUCUCAAACAUUUGCAAGCUCAUGUCAAUCUGGACAACUUACGAGAAUUUUUGAGUCUAAUGGAGGAAAAAACUCCAACACAAAGUCAUCAUCAUACGUUUCAAAGAGUAAUUCUGGCAGCAAACAACCUAAAAAGCCGGGUUUCAUACAAUUUGUUGAUGAUUGGGAAGAAACAAGAACCUUUACUGCUGCCUUGGAGAAAGUUGAAUCAUGGAUUUUCUCUCGAAUGGUGGAGUCAAUAUGGUGGCAGGCUCUGACUCCCCAUAUGCAAUCCCCUACUGACAAUGAGAGAAAUAUUAAAGUUCUUGGUAGAACGUUGGGUCCUACUUUAGGUGAUCAGCAACAAGGUAGUUUUUCUGUAAAUCUGUGGAAAAAUGCUUUUGAGGAUGCUUUGAGGAGGCUUUGUCCAGUUCGAGCAGGGGGGCAUGAAUGUGGUUGCUUGCCUGUCUUGGCUAGGAAGGUUAUGGAGCAAUGUCUUGCUCGACUGGAUGUUGCCAUGUUUAAUGCUAUUCUUAGGGAGUCUGCACAUGAGAUCCCAACUGAUCCAGUGUCUGAUCCCAUAGUAGAUUCCCGGGUUUUGCCUAUUCCUGCUGGUGACUUGAGUUUUGGCUCUGGUGCACAACUUAAAAAUUCUGUCGGCAACUGGUCAAGAUGUCUGAAUGAUUUAUUUGGAAUGGGGAAUCAGGAUGUUAGCAAGGGCACUGGAGAUGAACCGAAGUGUUUCGAUCUUCUGAAUGCAUUGAGUGAUCUUCUUAUGCUCCCAAAAGACAUGAUUAUGGACAGAACAGUGAGAAUGGAGGUUUGCCCACAAAUAAGUCUUCCUUUGCUUAAACGAAUUCUUUGCAACUUCACUCCAGAUGAAUUCUGCCCCGACCCUGUUCCAGGAGCGGUACUAGAGGCUUUAAAUGCUGAGUGCAUCAUCGAGAGGCGGUUGUCCAACGACUCUGCUGGUAGCUUUCCCUAUCCUGCUGCUCCAGUUGUCUACACACCUCCAUCAGCAGAAGACGUGGCUGAAAAAGUUGCAGAAGCAGGCGGCAAAUUGCAGCUCUCGAGGAGUGCCUCUGCGAUACAGAGGAAGGGUUACACAAGCGAUGAGGAUUUAGUGGAAUUAGAUUGUCCUUUGGCAGCAAUUGUCGACAAAAUACCACCUUCUCCAACUAAUCCGGCAAAGGUAGUUAAAAAUGACCAGAGCCAUGAGAAAGAAAAAUGCGAAAUUGGAGGGAAUGCAAGAUAUGAACUCCUUCGGGAGGUUUGGCGAGCAACAUAGUGCAUGACUGUUGCAGUUAUUAAGCUUCAUUUUCAUCAAAUGCAUUGUUUGCACAUGUGCAACUAUGAAAGGAGGUUCUCCAGGACUAAUUUGCAAACUUAUGCGUAGAAACUGGCUCAAGAUAUCUUGUCUAUAUCUUAUUUCCUAUCCAGAAGCGUCACUCGGAGCGAUUUGGCAGGCAAAUGUCGUUGGUCUUCCUAUAUGUAUGAGUAUGAUGUUAUGAGCUGUAAUUUUAGUUCAAAACAAUCUGUAUCAUACAUUAGUAUCUCGCAAGAGUAAAUAAUAAGUUUUAUCUUCAAAAUUCACCUCGAAGUUCCUUUAGGUCUAAGGAUUUUAGACAAGUCUAGUUCUCAAAAUCAAGUUAGGGCACAUGUAGUUCUACUAAUGAAAGUUGAACCCAUUUGUCAACUAAAUCAACUCAAAGAUCUGAAAUCAGUAUCUCGAGGCAAAUACCAUGGACUGAGAGUAUGCAUGCAAAGAACAAGGAAGACAGUAGUAGUGAACGUGGUUGUGUUUUUUUUUUUGGCGGAUGAGUUAGAAUUCCGAAACUUCCCACUUUUGCGAGAUAAUGAGUAGGAACGACAACCCCCAGGAGCUGUAAAAGAGGCUUUGAAGGAGAACUCCCAUUUUGGCUAAUUACCAUCAUCAAUCAUGAUAUAUUCCUCCUGUCCCAAAAUAAAUAUCUAGUUAGAAUUUUCACUUUUAGUAUAAUUUGUAUUAGAAAGGACAGUCCAAACUAAACAUCAUUUCGGGUUGGAGGGAUUAGAUUUGUACUAAAAGUGAAAAUUUAUACUGAACAUCAUUUCGAGUCGGAGGGACUAGGGAGUACUUAUUCCAGAAUCCGAAAGCAUCUGAAUUUUCAAUCACUUUAUGGAAACCUUCCAGUGAUUCCUCUGUACUUAGAGAUCGAUUCCAAAUAUCUCAGAUAUCUUCCAGUGCUUGAAUGCAAUUGUUCCCAAGUGAUAUGUGUGGC
Messenger RNA from Oldenlandia corymbosa var. corymbosa, 5560 nucleotides. The record is from the annotation of a GenBank genome assembly. NCBI's taxonomy places the organism in Eukaryota, Viridiplantae, Streptophyta, Magnoliopsida, Gentianales, Rubiaceae.